This is a messenger RNA of Rotaria sp. Silwood2, 2538 nucleotides long. The record is from the annotation of a GenBank genome assembly. Lineage: Eukaryota; Metazoa; Rotifera; Eurotatoria; Philodinida; Philodinidae.
AUGUAUUCCAGCCUUUUACAAUCUGCUAAUAAAUAUGAUAUUGGAACUAUUACUGAACAUUGUGAUCCAGAGCAUUUACCAGAAACAACAUUAGAUAAACCACGAUAUGCUCUAUUAGCUCGUCUUACACGAAAUAUUCAAUUAAUGUUAUUAACACGUUUACGUUCAGCAUUAAAAAAACAAUACGGAAAACAACAAACAACAGCUAAUGAUGAUUUACAAUUUGAAUUUAUUUUCUGUGUUGAUAAUAGUGGAAGUAUGAGUGGUAAGAAAAUACGUGAAGCAUUAAAUACAUUAGUUAUUCUUCUUGAAACAUUUCAUCGUCUUGAAUGGAAAUUUGGUGUUGUUCGAUUUGGUGCUGAACAAAAAAUACUUAAACCACUCGGACAUGAAUCAAUGCAUAGCAUGGUAUCGACAACUGACUCAACAACAAACACUACUCAAAGUCUUCAACAAUCAGUACUAGCACCAUUGAAACAAAUUGCUACAAAUAAAGAUUUAUAUGGAAGUCAAAUUAAACCAAAUGUCAAACGAUUUAUUAUUAUGAUUACUGAUGGUAUUUCAUCUCAAGAUGAAACUGAAUUAUACACGAAUCAAUUACAUCUUGCAAAAGCCGAACUUUAUAUGGUUUGUAUUAUUCCAGAAUUAACAAAACAUGAUGAUACAAAAUUUUCAAAAGAAUACAGACAAUUUGCUAUUGAACAUGGGAUAAAAGCUAAAGAAUUCAUACAACGUAUAGCACCAGAUCGAAAUCGACUUAUUGAAACUGGACAACUGGAUACUUUAACGAAAACAGUUGUCGAUGAUCUUUUUGAUAUGAUCGAACAAUCGAUUGUUCUUCAUGGUAAUCGAUCAACUGAUACUCCAAAAGCACCCGAUGUAUCAACCACAAAUAAUGCAACUAAAUUUCAUCCAUUGAAUCCAUUUAUUCUAUCUCAUGUAAAAGAUGUUGAGUUAUGGAGACAUCCUGAGAUUUCUUAUACCGGUCAAUUUUAUGUAAAUGAUUUUCGACAAAAACUCGAACAACAAACAUUUCAACAACAAAUAAAUACCGAUUUUACAUCUGCUUCAGAUGAAUUUAUUAAAAAUUUCGAUGAAACACUAGAUGCACUCGAAAAAAGUUAUUCGAAUUUAGAAACACAUGAUGCUAUACUUACACAAACAGAUAAAACUCUUCAACAAAUCGAACAAGAACUUGAAAUAUAUAUUGGUGAAUUAGUACGUACCAUGGAAGAUUAUGUUCUUCCAGCAUAUAAACCAACACAAUCAUUACCAGAUACACGAGGAAGUCGAUUAUAUAUACCAGGUAUUGUUAAAUUUAUUUGUACACAAGGACAAUAUAAUCGAAUUUAUCUUAAUCAAAUCGGUUCACAAAAACCCGAAUAUCGUAUUGCAUUACUUCUUGAUCAAUCUGUUUCAAUGACUGGUCCUACGUAUUUUUCAUCUGUAGAUAUUUUAAUUUCCAUGUGUGCAGCAUUGAAUAAAAUUGGUAUUGAAGAUUUCAAUGUUUUAACAUUUGGAAAACAAAUACAAUUAAUUAAAAGUUAUAAACAAAAAUACGAUCGUUUAUUUGUACAUCACCUUUUAAAUUCAUUAAAAAUUGAUGGUGAAACAACUUUAUUAAGUGAUGCUAUAUUUGCAGCUACUGAAUUAUUACAACAACAAUCAUCAUAUAAUAAUAAUCAUGGACCAAUGUUUAUUUUUGCUCUCACCGAUGGUUAUGAUAAACGUGGUAGUUUUAUACAAAAUGUUAUUGCUUAUGCUGAACAACGUUCAAUAACUGUUAUUGGAAUUGGUGUUGGUUUCGAAUCGAAUGGUGUUUCUUUAGCAUUCAAUGAUUGGAUUAUUGCACAAAAUCCACGUUUACUUUGUGACGCACUUAUUAAUUGGUCGAAUGAACAAAGUGAUGGAAAAACACCUUAUGAUUCCUUUCAUGCAGAUAAAACAUCAACAAUUCGAGGAGAAGAUGGUAAAAUGUAUUCAACAACAGAUGACGUAUGGACUGACGAAAUGAAAACACAUUUUGAUGCGAUUACACAAAAUGCAAAACGUAGUAUUGAUGUGACAUUUUCAAAUAGUGUUCAUAGUUCACCAUUGACAGUUGAAAUUUGUUUUGUUUUGGAUUGUACAGGUUCAAUGGGAAGAUGGAUUAGAGCAUGUAAACAACAUAUUAAAGCUAUUGCAGAUGGAAUACAAAAAGAAAUGAAAGAAAAAUAUGAUAAAGAUGGUGUUUUACGCAUGGCAUUUGUUGCUUAUCGUGAUUACACAGAUUCAGAUCGUUUUGAUUUAAUUGAUUUCCACCAGACACCUAAUCUUGCACCAGUUGAAGCUAAAAUUGCUAGUCAAAGAGCAAGUGGUGGUGCCGAUCUAUGUGAAGAUGUUCAAGGUGGAUUAGAUAAAGUAUUAAAAUUGAAUUGGACAAAGGAUAAUAGUUCACGUGCAGCACAGAUUUUAGUAUGGGUCGGUGAUUGUCCUGGGCAUACACCGUUUUGUCAUAACGGAGGUUCCGGUUGGGAUAGNAAUUUUACUUUUCCUUAA